AAAUAGAAAUCACACAAUAAAAAAGUAUCCCAGAAAAAUGUAACUAUUAAACAUAAAUGCUUGUCUACAGUGCAUUUAGUACAUGUAUAAAAUACACAGGACUAGGCCUACAUGUAACUGGAUUUCUUGAUCUCAUUUAAAUACUAUCUAAAAUCAGGUUGACAUUUGAGUUAGAAUGUGAAAUUUUUUUUAUCCAUUUACCAGGUCCAGAAAUGAAGUCUCGCCAACAUCUGUUGAGGACCUUUUUACUUUCUCUCUUCUACCCUUUCCUAAUGUUUCCUCUGUUGCAAAGAGGGGUAAACUGUCAAAGUCACAGCCAUUUUCAAUUUUUUUUCUCAAGUCAAUUAAGGGCUGACGCUCUCCUAAAAAAAAAAAAAAAAAAGACAUUCAGUGCAGUUUUGUUUAUUCCAUUAUUAUAAAUGUUUUUUUUUUCAUAAGUUUUUAUAUUUUAAUUAUUGAGCUUCAAUGAUAGCUUAAUACAUUUGUCUAUUCACAAAGGAUUGUACGUUAACUGGUUGGAGUGAGACUUUAAUGAUAGCCUACGAUUAAUCAGUCUCACUUUGAAAUUAAUAUCUUUCCAACGCAAUAAAAUGGAUCCCAUAAAUGGUCAGUUUACUUCUGGUAACUGUAUAACUAAAACAUGACAGUGAAUGUAUCACCUCCAAAAAAACAACAUUGUUUUGUCUUUCAAUCAGACUCGAGGUCUGUGUUGAUCAGUCCUCGCGAGGCUGCGCUCGUGCUUUAAUUGCGCACCUGCGCGUGCGCUACAAAUCAGUACGUUAGCAGCGUUUCCCCCUAUUUUCUCAACUGUGUUUGAAUAAAAGAUAAAUAAAAGUAUUUGUACAGCUCUCUAAAUUAAAUAACCAAAGAUAAGAGGAAAUUAUAGCCUACUCACCACUAAACUGGAUGACUCGACAAGGCCAACGCUGCAGCUCGCCUGACGAAGUUUUCUUCCAGUAAACAUAUGCUUCCUCAUCUUUGUUCCACUUGUGAAUGGCCUCGGGGUGUAGUUUUGACAUAUUUUUGUGUUUUAUUUGUGAAAGUUCACAUAUAUGAACGGUGUUGUCUGUGAAAAAAUCUACCAAAACGUAUUUUAUGUCCAUCCUGAGCGAACGUAGGACGCUGACUGACAGUUUGCUCAUCAAGUAUCAGUUGCUCUCGAGACUCGUUGUCAGGGCAACGAACGCGCGAAGAAGAUCUAGUCACGCGCGUGCUAAUUAUCUAUGAGGGUGAAAUGUCCGACAGGCGAAAAAAAUACAAAUCUUUUUUAGAAGAUGACUAUAUUCACAAGAAAAAAAAUCCCAGAAGAAACAAGUAUAAAAUAUUUCUGGAAGAUGAUGAAGAAGAACCCCACAGAAGCACAAGUGUGCGGAGAAAUAGGGAAGGUGAUGUUGCAAGCCUGUCACCUCAGGUAAAAUAAAUCAAGUCAAAGUUCAAUUAAAUAAAUACAUCUUAGCCAAUAUAACCUCUAAUUCAGUUCCCUUAAUAUUAUUUAACAGUAUUUUUAAUUAUUAUUCAUUAUAAUAAUACACAUUUUGCAAUACAUGGAGACAUUACACAACUGGCUUAAAGGUAAUUUAGUUUUUUACUUUAGACACACACAGAGAACCGAGUUGAUGCUGAGUCUGAGGAAGACACACAACUGCUCUGCAGAGAAGAGGCAGCUAGGCAACUCACUGAGCCAGAUGACAUAUCAGGUGGUGAUAUAGAAGACGAAGAGCAAAACACACAUUGGUUGAGCAAUGAAGAGCAAAGCAGUUCCAAUCUUGAGGAUGGAAAUAUCAGAACCACCACUUGUGUCAUUGAUGGAGACCAGCCUUUGUAUCCUGGAGCCAAACUUUCAAAAGGGGAAAGUCUAACUGCACUUCUGGGCUACAUGCUACGCCACCAUGUGACCAAAGCAGGAAGUCAAGAUUUACUGCAUCUGUUGCAGAUGCUUCUCCCUGAAAAUAGUUUACCCUCCACCAACUACCUGUUCAAGCGUACUUUUGACACAGCCAGCUGGCAGUUACAUCACUAUUGUCUGAAUCCUGACUGUGGGGCUUACAUUGGCAUAUUAGAUGUCGAAAGUGUACUAUGUCCAAUGUGUGAUACAGAAUGCAAAGUAUCAGAACAUCUGAGUAAAGGCUAUUAUUUUAUGUACACCCCCUUGAGAGAUGAAAUUAAAAAUCUUUUUGAAAAUCACAAACUAAAUGAAAAACUAUCACAGACAAACAACUCUGAUUGCAUCCAAGAUAUCAGUGAUGGUACACUGUAUAAGAGAAUUCCAAUGCUGACAGAGCAGGGAAAUAUAUCUUUGACAUGGAAUACAGAUGGUGUCCCAGUGUUUAACUCUUCAAGCUAUUCAAUGUGGCCAAUUCAGUGUACCAUAAAUGAAGUCCCUCCUUCUGAACGAAAAAACUUUGUGUUGGUGCCUGCACUCUGGUUUGGGCAAACCAAGCCAAAAAUGGAAAGCUUUCUUAAACCAUUCAUUGAAGAGUGCAGAUCUUUAGAAUCUGAGGGUGUUGUGUGGCACAACACUUUGACAAAAACUUACGAAUGUUCAAAAGUUGCUGCAAUUCUAUGCAGUGUUGACUCUGUUGCAAGGGCUCCAGUGCAGAAUAUCAACCAGUUUAAUGGGGCACAUGGCUGUAAUUUUUGCACUCAUUCUGGAGAGAGAGUGGAAAAGGGUGAUGGGUUUACCAGGGUCUACCCACUCUCAGUACCCAUUCCAAGUCUGAGAACACAUGAAGGCAUGAUCCAUGAUGCAGAACUGGCCUCUGUAAAUAACCCAGUCAAUGGUGUUAAAGGACCAAGUCUUUUAACCACAUUACAGUGUUUUGACAUGGCAGAAAGUUUUGUUCCAGACUAUUUACAUAGUGUACUUCUUGGAGUAGUGCGGCAAAUAACAGGCUUGUGGUUUGACAACAAAGUGCCAGAAGUAAACGUCAAAAAUCCAUGUGUCUUGAAAGAGAUAGACAAACGUUUGAAAUCAGUCAGGCCACCUAGCGAGAUAACCCGUCUGCCACGAUCUGUAAAAGAACGGCAAAAAUGGAAAGGAAGUGAGUGGAGAACAUUUCUUUUAAUCUCUCCAUUUAUACUGAUGGGUUUAAUCCCGACACAGUAUUUCCACCACUGGAUGCUACUAGCCUUUGCAGUUUAUCUGCUAACUAGUUCACAUAUUUCACAUGUGAACAUCGACAAGGCUCAUAUGGCUCUUUGUGAGUUUGUACUUCUAACCGAGUCUCUGUAUGGAAAGCAAGAAGUGUCUUACAACAUUCAUCUCCUCACCCACUUAGCUGAGAGUGUCAGAAGACAUGGACCUUUGUCCUUGACGUCAACAUUCGUCUUUGAAGGACAUAAUGGUAGACUGCUCAAACUUUUCAAUGGAACACAACAUUUACCAUUGCAAAUAGCUCAAAAUCUAGCAAGACUAAAGGAGCUAAAAAGAUUAACUAGAAUUUACAUUGCAGAAGACUCCCUGGCACAUGAAUAUGUUUCAUCAGCACUUCGGGGUUAUUCCUUGUGCAAAAACGUUGCACAGGUCAGUAGCUGCAAUUUUUUUGGUCAUGGUCAGGUGAAGGAGCUACCAAUGUCUCAGCACAUCCUACUACAGGAUUCUGGAAUUCAUACAGAACAAAAUCAAGCCACCUACUUUCAGAGGUUUGUUUGUGAUGGGACACUCUACUCCACUGAUCAGUAUGACUCAAAAUACUCCAGAUGUAAUUCUUUGGUAACCAUUGGCCAACAGGUUGCAAAAAUUGAACACAUCAUUGUUGUUCAAACACAGGCCACCCCCAGACAACCAGUUUUACUGGUAAGGUUAACAAAUCAAAUUCAAGCCUUUCACAAAAAGCGAACAGAGUAUGUUUGCAUGGAUUCUCACAUACUUAAUGUCACAUUCUGUGCAGGCUACAAGGCAGUACUUCCAUCUGAAGUAACAAACAAAUGUAUAGAAAUUGUAAAAAGACCAGAUGGGCUUGUCAUUUUGCCCCUACCAAACACAUAUGAAAGAGAUUAAAAAAUAAGCAGAAUUUGAUUUACUGUAGUAUCUCAGUGUACUAUGUGAGGAGGAGAAAAUUAAUGCUUUGAGAAAAGAAUGUUUACGGAUUAAUCAUUAGUACAAAUUUAGUAAAAUUGCAAUUGUGUAUGCUUACCCAUCAAUUCAUUAGAAUAACUCAAUAUAAAUAUAUUUCUUGUAUUAACUGCAUGUUUCAAUCUCAGAAUGUGACAAAUGAUAUGUAUAUAUGUAUAAAAAGUACA
Molecule: messenger RNA, 4242 nt
Organism: Carassius gibelio (silver crucian carp)
Lineage: Eukaryota; Metazoa; Chordata; Actinopteri; Cypriniformes; Cyprinidae
Exons: 3
Coding region: 1877-4000 (707 amino acids)
Source: RefSeq, a predicted model, not a curated record